AUGCCUACCCGUACUUCAAAGACCCGCAAGCACCGCGGUCACGUUUCCGCCGGUAAGGGACGUGUCGGAAAGCACCGCAAGCACCCCGGUGGUCGUGGUCUUGCUGGUGGUCAGCACCACCACCGUACCAACAUGGACAAGUACCAUCCCGGUUACUUCGGUAAGGUUGGUAUGCGAUACUUCCACAAGCAGCCCAACCACUUCUGGAAGCCCAUCAUCAACCUCGACAAGCUGUGGUCUCUCGUCCCCCAGGAGACCCGUGACGCCUACGUCUCCGGCGAGAAGAAGGACACCGUCCCCGUCCUCGACCUCCUCCCCCUCGGUUACUCCAAGGUCCUCGGCAAGGGCCGUCUCCCCGAGAUCCCUCUGGUCGUCCGCGCCCGCUGGGUCAGCCGCCUUGCUGAGCAGAAGAUCAAGCAGGCCGGUGGUGUCGUCGAGCUUGUCGCUUAA
Messenger RNA from Fusarium musae, 450 nucleotides. RefSeq names its product 60s acidic ribosomal protein P2. NCBI's taxonomy places the organism in Eukaryota, Fungi, Ascomycota, Sordariomycetes, Hypocreales, Nectriaceae. The transcript is spliced from 3 exons. Gene Ontology annotation, molecular function: structural constituent of ribosome. The record is from RefSeq and is a predicted model, not a curated record. Gene Ontology annotation, biological process: translation. Gene Ontology annotation, cellular component: cytosolic large ribosomal subunit; ribosome. The coding region runs from base 1 to 450 and encodes 149 amino acids.